AUGGACGAAGAAGGGGCUUACUUGGGGCAUGUCACUUAUCAAUGCAUUUACAGCGGCGUCUUGGAGCGCAUGAGGAAAACUCGGGCAAAUGACACGACUGCACAAGCUGCUUUACAGAAAAUUCGCGUGGCUCUGAAGGCGUGUGAUCAAGCAUCGCCUGGUUUUCUCUACGACUUCACCAAAUCUCUUCUGACAGAGGGAGGUCUGGAGAUCAAUAUGCAGGAAGCUUUCCUUCGUCUUCAAGGAAACGCUUCGGAUGAAGACCUGAAAAUUCCGAUUCCGGAAGUUCGCGAAUUUAGAGAAUUGAGUGACAGGGCUAUCAUGCUUCGACGAGUUCUUGCACGCGUGCCUGAAGAAAUGACUGAUCGUCGCAGAUUUUUGGAGACCAUCAAGGAGAUUGCUUCUUCGAUCAAAAAGCUUUUGGAGGCCACUAACGCUACGCUACAGAUCGUACCAGAAAGUGCUCAGCAUGCAGUUGAAAAGCGAAAGCGUGAGUUCGUGCAUUACUCCAAGCAGUUCAGCAAUACACUCAAGGACUAUUUUCGUGAUCAAAACGCUUUGCAGGUAUCCAUCUCAGCGAAUCGCCUGAUCUUCCAAACGCAGUUGAUCAUACGCACUGUGAACGAGAAAAUGCGCAAGCAU
Molecule: messenger RNA, 642 nt
Organism: Mesorhabditis belari
Lineage: Eukaryota; Metazoa; Nematoda; Chromadorea; Rhabditida; Rhabditidae
Source: the annotation of a GenBank genome assembly